Molecule: messenger RNA, 7146 nt
Organism: Haemonchus placei
Lineage: Eukaryota; Metazoa; Nematoda; Chromadorea; Rhabditida; Trichostrongylidae
Source: the annotation of a GenBank genome assembly
AUGAAGGAAAGAGCUCUUGGUGUCCACACUGUAAGCAUUUUCUUCCUUGAGGAAGGAAAUUUCUCCAAGUACUUCAUACAAUACAAGAGCCGGGUUACAAUGACUUCACAAAUGGUGCGCGGUAAUGUACCCAUGCAACAGAUGGCCCCUCAACCUAUACUACCUGGUGAUCAGGACGCAUUGAUAAGGACUUUGAAUGAUGUCAAUCAAAGGGAUGAUGUCAAACUGAAAGCUGUUCAGGACGCUUGGAGCAAAUUCGAUGCAUUCAGCGUGACACCAACAUUUGAUCAAUUCCUCGAUAGCCUCAUGAGGGCCUUCCUGAAGCUUUUCAGUGAAACGGUACCACAAUUUAUAGUGGAGAAUAACACUCAGAUGUUACGGAAAGCAAUGCUGGAGAUGAUCCUGAGAACCAGCGCCCACGAACCAGUAAAAAACCUGUCGAAGGAAAUACAGAAGCAAAUGAUGCGGAUUAUUGUUCUGGAAAACGAGGAGAAUGCUAUACUGGCCAUCAAAAUUGUCGUUGAUCACAGUAAAAUUGCUCGCUCUCAUCUUAUUCCCGAGGUGUCUGUAAUGCUGCAAAAUUUCAAGCAAUGGGUAAAGUGUAUGUGUGUCACUUUGUCACGGUCUCAUACUUUUGACACGAUAGAUUUGACCCAUCCAUCUGUUCAGCUGCCAGAAGAAGCGAUGAUUGAAACGUACCUUCAGCAGUGUUACUAUACGCAGUCAGCACUUCUGUACUCUCCCAAUGGAACCUUGGACACCCUGUAUAACUUGAUACCGCGAGCAAGCCAGUCAUUGAAAGCCUUCCAAGACAUUCCCAUGCUGGCGAUGGAGUUCUUGCUUUGCUGUCUUGAUUUUCUAAGCAUACAAAUUUCAAAUGAACAAAAAGCUGACGAGAAGUACAACAAAGCGUUGGCUGACGAGUUUUACACGGCUCAGUCAAAGAUGCUUGCGUACCUGAGCAUCAUGGGCAAAAUUCGAGAAUUUAUGGAUCAAAUAUUAGCAAACGGCGACAGAUUCGUCAACGGUGUUCUAGCUUUGCUCGAACAGUGCCCUGCAGAGCUGAUUGUCGUUCGGAAGGACGUACUGAUUACGCUGAAGUUCUUUUUCAUCUCGGAUUUACGUCCCAAAUUCAUUCAAUUACUACCUAGGCUAUUAUCGGAACUGGCUCUCAUAGGUUCUGGAUAUACCGCUGUUGAUCACUUGAGUGUGGCCUUUAUAUUCUGCCGCGAGAUGCACGACAACCUUUUGCCUUAUCAGGUCGCAUCAAAGUUUCUAAAGUGUCCUCCAUAUAUCCAAGUGAUUUGUGCAAGAAUGUUGAGCAGUGUUCUGGAGGGAUUGACGAAGCACGCUAAGGAGGGAGAGGCUGUAAGUCCGAUUUGCAAAUUGGCGGUUAUUCCACAGUUUUCACCUUAUAUAGAUGGUGAGCGUAAUAUUCAGAAUCGUGAUCUCAUCUUGAUGAUCUUGGAAAGCUUGGUAGUGAAAAUGAAAGUACUUGCUGUCUAUCACAUGCCUUUACUGUUCAAGCAGCAUGGUGCCGAAAUCAACUACGACUAUAAAUCGUGCGAUCGCGAUGGAUCGGAUAAUGCUGAUGAAGACAAAGGCUCUGACGAUGUUAUCCGGGAAGAAGUACGUCGAUGCUCUAUAGAUACUGCGCCUGAAAUGGAAAUUGGACCAGCAGAUCCACUUCAACCGCCAUCGCCGUCAUUGCCUGUACCUAAAGAGAAUGGUACUCACAAGCAGUCAAGUCCUGGAUCAAUUUUGACGCAAAUGUACGCCAUGAAUGCCCCUCCGAUUCCUUUGGUGGAGGCUCGUACAAUCGUAAAGUUCAUUCUACUUGCAUGCAAAAUGGGAACUUCAGCUUUGAGUGGAGCAAAUCGGAGUGCACAAUCGCCCCCGCUGGUUCGAGAACGCGACAUUUUUGAGCGGAUGUUCAAGUACUGCGUCCAAUGUUUGGAUGUUUUUAUGAUUCCUUUUCCGCAGCCGCCAUCACGCGUGCAAGUUCCGAACAGUGUUCCGGGUGGUACAAGAUCGAAGGAAGAGAAGGACGCUUUGGAUGCGUUGGCUUAUUUGUUCACAAUGCUGAACCUUGACGUCUUCGGCGAGAUAUUCACGAAGUACAUGGACUUUUUCGUUGUGCGCAUGGCGAAGAAUCUGCCACUUCAGCUGGCAUGUAACGCUUUCUUGGUCCGAGCGGAUGUUUCGUUUCGAUUCGGAUGCAUAAUUGUCAAGUAUCUUAUGGAUCGGCUACCGUGUUUAGCAGUUAUGAACGACGUAUCAACGUUAUACGUGAAGCUGUUUAAAAUCAUCUUCUCAGCGAUUGGCUGCCAAAAUUCAGCCAGUCCUGAUGGGGAAAUCAUGCUCAAGCCUUACUUACCUGAACUCAUCCGCAAGUCAAUGGAAUAUGCGCUAAGCGCAAGAGAUCCUAUUAACUACUUCAUGCUCCUUCGUGCCCUGUUCCGAUCAAUUGGUGGUGGCCUUCAUGACAUCCUCUAUUCACAGUUUCUCCCUCUUCUGCCAGAUUUGAUGCUCUUCUUCAACAAACUACAGUGGUGUGAUCAUCGCCAAAUGAUGCGAGAGCUCUUUGUGGAAUUGUGCCUGACUGUACCAGUGAGGCUGUCGACUUUGCUUCCACAUCUCCCAUUGCUGAUGGAACCGCUCGUGUGUGCUCUCAACGGAGGACCGAACUUGGUCCAACAAGGGUUGUACAAGAUUGUUGGCAAGUCUGUGGAACCUCAGUCGGUGGCAACUGCAGUUCGUGUGCUUGGGAAAUUCGGUGGAGCCAAUCGCAACAUGUUCACAGAACCCCCGAGUUUGAAAUCUCAUCCAAAAGGCGAUCAACCUCCGUUCACUAUUCGUGUAGCCUUUGAUCGACCAAACACUUCGCAGACGUUCUUCUCGACCAUCUAUGGCGAUUUGGCGCUCACUGAGAUUGUCCGUACAGCACUGAAACAAAUAAGACUUGACCCAUCUCAUCAGCACUACUCCACACAAGUUCGCCUGUAUGCAAUGGAGUUGGCACGCUCUGUUCUUCUAAGUAGUUUUGCUCCGUUGGAUUUCUCUGAAAAAUGGGAAGUCGGUCUAAAGGACCGCUUCGUUGAGCAGUUCAAGCGGCUCGAGAAUGCUCCCGACAGUUGCACCGUCCUGCGGUGUGCUCGUGAAGGAGAUCGCUCCAUACACUCCGAUGCUCUUAUGAUUCUCUUCUGUAAGAAUUAUCACUUGAGCGGAAUUGUUGGCAAGGAUCUACGAAGCAAAUACAUCAAAUUCUUCAAUGCGUCUAUUCGAUAUCUGACAUUACAAGCUCUUUUGGAGUUCACAGGCAGAGCGGCUCUCAUGUCACUGGAUCACCCGGCUCAGUGCAUGGAUGGUGGCAUACUGGUAGAUGCCAUCGUAACUGCACUCUCAGAUUCAACCAAAGAUUUCUGUCAAUCCGCCAUUGUAGGACUGCGGCACAUAAAUGACGUUUGUCGAGCAGUGAUACCAAAUUUGGAAGUGAUGCCACGAAUACCAUUUGUACGGUACUUGAUAGAAAGUGUAAGCGCCCUGUGCUAUGCUUCGUCAUGGUUCGUACGAUUAGGAGGAGCCAGCGGAUUAAUGUAUUUCAUUGAGAACUAUCCAGAGUCGGUAGUUCUGACCAACAUGAACGGAUUCAUGGAGAGCUUGGUUGAGGUUCUUGUUGGUAUGACUGAUCAAGUAUCCUGUGGUGCCGUCGACAUGGCUGUGGGAGCUAUCGAAAAAUUACAAAAACGCUGUCUUACGGGCUGCCAUGUCAAUGAUCCGAAAGUUUCUCUUUUUAUGAACUGUGUUGCAAAUCACCUAUUCAGUGGAAAUCAACACGUUCGACAGAAGACAUUGGCAAUGUUGAAUACAUGUGCGGAAGUGCUGACUAUAUCGUUGUCCACGCUGCUGUUUAACUACCGAGAAGUUUUUCUUGCACAGAUUGAUCGAGCCAUGAAUGAGUUCAAUGUGUUGGCUCUGCUUGAUCGUUGUGGUUGCUUGGAGGCAUUGUGUACGAUCUUCAAGUGCCAGCCGCCCCUCGUUGACAUUUCCAUUGAAUCGGAGAGGAUUCAAAAUUUUGCCAAGGAGCUCAUCAGAGCUCUGGUAACCUUGUACAAAGCGCUCAUACUGCAAGCUGAAAAUGCUACCUCUCAAAAGAUGGAUACGUCAACAUCAACGAUUGAUGUUCAAGUACGCAGCGAAACCUUGGAGAAAAUCGCCUGUGUUGCUAUUGAAACAGUUCUCUGCCCGUUACCUUCUGUGGUCAAAGCCGCUGAAGAAGCUCUCAUGCAGAAUUAUAUUUGUGGGCACGUUACUCGUUAUCCUCUUGGGUCAUCUCCAACCUCGACACCACCAUUGGACGGUCAGGAUGUGGAAGCAAUUACUCAGACUGUUCGUCUUCUACUUCUUGUUGAUGAUCCAUCUGGUGCCAAGCUAGCCACGGAUAUUGCCGCAUUCAUAGCUUAUUUCGACCAUCACUAUUGCACGAGUGCCUACGAUGCUUGGAUUCCACCUCUGGCGACGUUACUGUCACGCUAUGCUCGAGAGUCGAUGGCUUUCUUUUUGUCGGAAGAAUCGCUCUCUAUGCCGUGCCGAAGAGCUCUGUUGCGAAAGCUGAUUAAGGAUGAGGAAUGUGCUCCAAUAAGAAGUCUACUUAUGCAGGAUUCAUCAUAUUUUGUGAACUUACUGGAAAACAGGGUGAUGGACGCCUCUGGAGAGUGGCGAGAACCAUCUCCUGCACAGCAAAAUGAAUCGGGUAUCAUGGAGCGUGAAAUGCUCUGUUUGCACAUAAUUGAUGCCGUUUCUCGAAGAAAUGUCCAAUGGUUUGCUGACGCCAAAGAUCUGAUCAUCAAACUGAGACAGUUGUGGAACAAUGCUGACUUCAAAGGACGUUACGUGGUUCAUGCACCAUGCAGUAAAGAUCUACAAGAGUUGACGAUCAAAAUGAUGACAGAACACAAACACAACAACAACGACCUUGAUCUUCUUUGCGACAUACUGUUUGUUUUCAUUGGGAGAUAUGUCACAGAUUUUUGUUUUGUUCGCGAAUUCCUUGAAAGAGAAGUGAUACCUACAUACUCUAUGGAGUGGAGGCGGAAACUUUUUUCGUAUGUGCUGGGGAAGUUUGAAGCUGGAGGCUCGACUGUCAUCAAGGAUCUGUUGUAUGUGAAAAUCGUACAGUAUGUAUUGAUUCCGAGUCUGCAGUGGGCUUUUGAACGCUAUAAUGUCGAUGAAAUUCUUGGAGAAAUUCAAAAUCCUUCUGAGCAACCCGAAAAUGACCCCAACGAUCUGGUUUAUCGCCUAGCGCAUAUCAUUGACCAAAAUCGGCAAGUGAUGAGCGAUGGCAUUGUGAUAGUUUUGUAUCAGCUUUGCACACUACUUGUGAAACAUGCACCUCGGCAUGUGUUCCAAGCGCUUUGCGGCUCCUUCCAGUAUGACAGUCGCGAGCUUGUCAGACGUGCAGCCGACGUGGUCACAGCAGCCAUGCCGAUCCGAAUGGACGAUGGACACCAUCAAAUGUUUAUCAAUGUGAAACGCGUCCUCUGCGAGGAGGCCCACAGUCUGCAGCAUAUCCAACACAUAGUAAGCAUGGUGGUUCGGAAUUAUCGCUCUUACUUCUCAUGUCGUCACGCCCUUUUCAAACCUCUCAUGAAUGCUGUACGUCGUGUAAUAAGCACUCCGAAUUCUGCCAUGGAUGGAGUAAUGACUCGAAAACUUGCUUUGGAUAUGUGCGAGAUGGUAAUCAAAUGGGAAUUACUCCGUUUGCAAAAGGUUGAGCAGUUAACACAAGGGCUAACAUCUCAUGAUGAUGAGUUUGAGUCAUUGCUGAAUGAUCAGGACAGGCAAGCAGGCCCUUCAUCAAGCAAUAUUCCGACAAGCAAUGCGGGUGGUGAUUUUGACGACCAGUUGUACAAGCAAAUGUCAAAAGAAUGUGCAGAUGAAGUAGUUGCCAUGCUUCUGAAGUUCGCCAUACAGCCUACGACCGGCGUUCAACCGCACCAGCUACAUCAGGCGACAGUUGAAAACGGCAAACGAAGCAUCGGACUCAUGAAGCAAUGUCUCAAAUCCGCUGUUUGGGGUGAUAUAGUAACUAUCAAAGUUGGAUGGCUUGAAAAAGAACUAACAGUACCACCAGAGUCCUUGGUACGACAGGAAAACCAAGCCCAAUUCGCUCAGUCAAUCUCGCAAUCUCAACAAGCACUUGAAGUUGUGAUCAACCUGGUAACGAUCAUGUUGGUUCGUCUUGUCAAUAUGCUCGUCUCGAAAUUAUUUGAAAAAUCCAACUGUUCGAUGACUGGCAUGUACGAAUUCGAGAUCCUCAACCAGUUUAUAUCAAAGUACUUGAACGACCAUUUCAAUUCCUAUGUGAAAUCGUCGGCGUGUAUGAUAAUGAACGCCUUCACGGCUUUAUCAUUACUUAGAGUAAUCUGCACGCAACAGCCGGGAUAUCUGGACGCGAUGUGCUUACAAGCAUAUAUCAAGGUACUCGAAAAGGCCGUUAGAGAGCACAUAGGACACAUUACAGAGCAAGGCGAAGCGACCAGAGAGAAAGUUGCGACGGCUGAAAUGAUUGCUAUGGCGUUGGAAAUGUUGCGUCCUCGGGUUGAGGCUAUAUCAGCAGAAGCGAAAAGGACCAUAUGUCAGAAUGUCUUGCUUCCACUAAUUGAACGCUCUACCUUUGACAAAAUCAUUGAUGUGGUGCUACGCGUUGUGUCCGAGUUGGUCGUAACACAUCGAGAUGAGAACUGCGCAAAUCCAGGACUUCCACUUCUGGUGCGUUUGCAAAGUGUGGUCGAGAAGCGUUACAGAGCCAACAGUGAAUUGAUGAAAAUGUUUCUGAAAGUCGUUCUUUUUGUGUUUGAACAUCCACUUCUGCUUACCUCUGAUUACGCUGAAAAGUUGGAGGAUGCGUUUCAUUGGGGCUUAACUGCACAGGACCGAGAAAUGCGCGAGAAAUUUCUCCUUGUGUUCGAGCGAAAUCUGGCUGUGAAUCCGAUAGCUCGUACAUUUAAGGAACGCCACAGAGUAAGUUCGAUUGAAUUGUUGGAAUUUGCCAUAGUCAAGUGCUUCCAGUGUCUUCUGCUGCUGGACAUCGUCGAAUAUUCAUUGACAGUUCGGCUACUCUUUGGAGAACCAUGCACGCGGUAG